Molecule: messenger RNA, 1813 nt
Organism: Diabrotica virgifera virgifera (western corn rootworm)
Lineage: Eukaryota; Metazoa; Arthropoda; Insecta; Coleoptera; Chrysomelidae
Product: nucleolar protein 11
Exons: 4
Coding region: 99-1787 (562 amino acids)
Biological process (GO): maturation of SSU-rRNA
Cellular component (GO): nucleolus; nucleus
Molecular function (GO): RNA binding
Source: RefSeq, a predicted model, not a curated record
GUGUUGAAUAAAAACAACUUAACCUAAAAAUCAAUAUCAACAACAUGGUCUUUACUUUUUUGAAAUAAAUGAAUAAUAUCCAUUAACAGAAUAAAAAAAUGGCAAAAUUAGGAUCCUUUUAUAGUUUAUGUCCUUUAAUUGAUAACAAAGGUAUUUUAGAUGUAUCAAAUGAUCGUGAAGAAGGCGUUGUAAUUGUAACAUUAGGAAAAAAUAUUGCUAGCAGAUACAAAGUAUCAAACCAAAAACAAAUCACAUGUUGGCGUACGAAAGAAAAGUUUAGUUCUCCAGUUUUGUAUGACAAACAAAAAAACCAAUAUGUUGCAGUUUUUAAUCAAACCCAUAUCAAAUUUUGGAAUUUAGAUGAUAGUUUGGAUAAGUUAAAGAAGUAUAAGUUCACGAAGCCAAUUCACACUAUAUUAAAUGUAGGAAAAAAUUAUUUGAUAUUGUUUCAAAAUGGUUACCUUCACGACCUGGAUGAUGCAAUAGAAAACCGAAAAUCUUUAAUACCACCCAGUACUGAUGUGACACAAAUUGAUCAUGUCUUAUGUGAAUCAAUGAACGAACACAUUUAUAUUGGUUUAAUAACUGGAAACAAUUUUUAUUGGACAAUUUACACGGGAGGGUCUCCAAAAUACUCCAAAAUAGAGUUAAGCAGAGAUGGUUUAGAUGUGAGGGGACGUAUGUUCCAUGCAAUGGGAAAUGUUCUCUACUUGUUUACCUUGUGGUCGGACGGCAGUAUUUUCGCAAAAUCACUAGAAAACGAGAACUCUUCUGAAAACGACUUGGGCGAGCUAUAUACAAUAGUGGAUUCUGUAUCUUCCAAACAUUUUGUGGCAAUGAUAUCUCUAGAUGAAAAUUAUAUAGGCUUAUAUGGUGCAAAUACAAACGAAGAAGGAGCUAUGCUAGCUAUAUAUAAUCUACAGUUUAAAGUUACCCAAUCUAAACAACCUUUUAAAUUGUUUACUACAAAUACUAAAAUAUGGAAGCAAGAAAACAGUAUAUUGCUGCCUGUGGGGCAAAAUUUGGCCGUUGUACCAUUCCACCUUGAGACAGAACAACUAGCAGCUCUAGUGGGAAGUCAUAAAGAACUUCAGAAUAACCUCGAUGCAGAUAUUAAAAUAGUACACGAACUGGAUAUAACCUCAUGGGAUGGAAAACAACUAAAAAGUAACUUACCUGCAGAUUUAAAAACCAAACUUGAACAGUACAUGAACCAAGGAUUAUCAGAGAAUAUAAUUUUUGAAGAACUGCUACCCGAAAUGAUAAAACAGAAAGAUUUGGAUCUGCUGUAUCUACUACUCCGCAACUUUUCUGAUAUUCAUGAGAAGUAUCUUGUCCAAAUUUUGAAUUACGCAUUGGAAAUCAAGAAUUCGAAGCUUAUUAAUACAAUAAUUGCUAGAUCUUUUAGUGAAGUCCUCAUCUUGCCUUAUUUGCGAUCAGAUCUUUCUACGGAUAAAGUACUAGAGUUGUUAGAACAUAUUCAAAGUUCUUGGUCUAAAGACAUACCAUUAAAAGGUUUAAACUUUGUAGAAACCCACACAAAGUUUUUAGAAUGGAGUUGUGUGUUGAUCGAUGCCAAUUAUCAGAAAAUAGUUUUAUCCAAAGACAAGGUAUUUUUGGAGAUGUUGAGUAAAAUAGACGAACUAGUGAAAAAUUAUUUAGAGUCUUUAAAUGACUUGAAAGCUGUGGAGCCUUUGUUAAGUAAUUUUAAGAAGAAGAAAACUGUUAAUAGGUGUACUAACGUUGACAAUUUGAGGUAUUCUAUCGAACAAAUCAGUUUAUAUUAGUUAUUGUAAUAUAUUUUUUUGUGAUA